Diabrotica virgifera virgifera (western corn rootworm) is the source of this 339-nucleotide messenger RNA. RefSeq lists its product as uncharacterized. The record is from RefSeq and is a predicted model, not a curated record. The transcript has 2 exons. Bases 1 to 339 code for a protein of 112 amino acids. NCBI's taxonomy places the organism in Eukaryota, Metazoa, Arthropoda, Insecta, Coleoptera, Chrysomelidae.
AUGAUGUUGCUAGCGAUAGAAAAACCACCCAAAGGUAAAAGUAACAAAGAACCUUCCAAACAACAAGAAAAAUCAAAAGACAAAAACAAACAACAGGAAGAAAAGAAAAUAAACAAACAUCAAAAAGAACAAGACAAUCUGAACAAAGAAAAUAAAGAAAAGAAAAUAAACAAGAAUUUAAAAAGUAGUGAAUCAUGGUUCUGUCAUGUAUGUAAUGAAGACCGCCAGGCUGAUAUGAGAUUAUGUCUUGCAUGUGGCCAAUACAUGCAUGAAGAGUGUGUGGGUCUUACUAAACAUGAUAAGGAUAAAUUCAUAUGCCCCAAUUGUUCUCAAGAAUAG